This is a messenger RNA of Dendronephthya gigantea, 900 nucleotides long. Its product is annotated as G-protein coupled receptor Mth2-like. Gene Ontology annotation, cellular component: membrane. NCBI's taxonomy places the organism in Eukaryota, Metazoa, Cnidaria, Anthozoa, Malacalcyonacea, Nephtheidae. The transcript is spliced from 5 exons. Gene Ontology annotation, biological process: cell surface receptor signaling pathway; G protein-coupled receptor signaling pathway. The coding region runs from base 51 to 764 and encodes 237 amino acids. The record is from RefSeq and is a predicted model, not a curated record. Gene Ontology annotation, molecular function: G protein-coupled receptor activity.
UGACGUCAGGAACUCCAGGGUGUAAAGCCAUAGCAGUUGCGUUACACUUGAUGAUAAUCUCGUCAUUUGCCUGGAUGACUGUUAUGAGUUACGACGUAUCCAAAACGUUUUCCGAAAAAGGCAAAGCUUCUGAUGGGAAUUCAAGUUCUGGUUUUCGCCGUUACGUCGUAUUUGCCACGUCCAUUUCAAGUGGCAUUGUAACGCUGACGUUUAUUCUGGGGGAAACUGAAGCUAUUCCUGUUGGAUAUGGCGAAUCAUCAUCCUGUUGGAUUGGCCAACGACUAUCAUUGAUAUUAUUCUUUUAUGUUCCUGUGGCAAUCAUGCUUGUGUUUAACGCUGUGUCUUUGGUAUGGACUAUCUUCAGUAUUCGUAAUGUCACCAAGAUAACAAAAGAUGUUCAAAAGUCUGUUAAAUCCGACACACGAGGUAAAAAUGUGAAGAUAUACGUGAAGCUAUCAACAGUGAUGGGCGUGACUUGGCUCCUAGGGUUUGGUGCUGCACAUAACACUAUUGUCGCAUAUCUUUAUGUUAUUGUGAACAGUUUACAAGGUGUCUUCAUCUUUGUGGCUUUCGUCUUAAACAAGAGAACGAUGAAUAUGUGGCGAAAUAAUAGUGGUCACUGCCACAGCACCAGACGACAAACCAAGUUGUCAAAAGAGUCGUAUGCAUCAACGAACCAGUUGACUGGAGCAAUUUCUGACCAACACCAACACAGGAAACUGGUUUCACUAAACCCCAACAAUCUUCAUUCAAACUUUAAAUAGAAAAUACAGAGAAAGGACUCACAUGGGGAGCUUUGUAGAAUAGUUUUAGGCAGACUAUCUUUGGUCUUUUACAGUAUUUUCAAAGCGUUCAAUUAUUUGAAAGCUUUGUAUGUAUUUGAUAUAUUGAAAGCUUUGU